Molecule: messenger RNA, 631 nt
Organism: Neopsephotus bourkii (Bourke's parrot)
Lineage: Eukaryota; Metazoa; Chordata; Aves; Psittaciformes; Psittacidae
Product: eppin-like
Exons: 4
Coding region: 6-626 (206 amino acids)
Biological process (GO): negative regulation of peptidase activity
Cellular component (GO): extracellular region
Molecular function (GO): serine-type endopeptidase inhibitor activity
Source: RefSeq, a predicted model, not a curated record
GCACCAUGGAGCUGCUGCCCGGCCACCUCUUCCUUUUGCCCCUCCUCGCAGCCCUGCUCCCCCUCUCUGCACGGUCUGGCCCGGCCCCGCUCACAGCUGGACAAGAGGAGCUGGGGACGGUGAAGCCUGGGUACUGCUACCACAUCCCAGAGGUAGAGGACCUGCUGCACCAGGACUGCAAAGCCUGCCACAAGGAUGCCUCCUGCUCCCACUGCACCAGCGAUGCUGGCUGCCCCGGUGCCACCAAGUGCUGCCCCAGCAAGUGCGGCCACACGUGCCAGGAGCCAGUGCUGGACUUCUGCUACCUGCCCUCUGUCUGCGGGAGCUGCAAGGCGCUCUUCCGCCGCUUCUUCUUCAACGCCUCCAGCCAGCGGUGCGAGGAGUUCAUCUACGGCGGCUGCGGUGGCAACAGGAACAACUUCGAGACCCAGGCCGAGUGCUCCCAGGCCUGCUCCCACAUCGGCAGUGCCCAUCCCUCUGGGCUGCCCUCCUGCGCUGCCACCAGGCGCUGGGUGCUCUCAGCAGCCCCACGUGCAGCCCCAGGCUCAUCCAGGCACCCCCCUGCAGCUCCCACUGCCCCUGCAUGGGCUCCCAGCCCCAGCUCUGCCCUCAAGCUGCUGCCGUGACCUGG